CGCCUGUACGUUGUACCGCUAACAUUUCUAACUCCGCAAGGAGAGAGGCGAAAAGGCGGAAAACAAGCCUUUCCCGAAGAAUGGAAUUUUACGCGAAACGUUGUCAUCAUGUGAAUGUGCCUCGUGAGUGAAACAUUAACACGAGAUCGAUGAAUUGGAUUCUCAUCGCCGGAAAGUACACCAGGGCGGAGUAAAUCUGAAUAAAAGUGCGUCACUUUGGAAAAAAAUGGUCCGUAUUUCGGAAGUGAUAAGAAGUGGAUCGGAAGUGGAGGGUAGUUUGUCAGGACCAGCCAAUCCAAUACCUAGCCAGUCAAUCGAUUGCGGUUGUGGUCAGAUGCAAUGUCCAAAGUUGGCAAAAUUUGCGACGCGAAAACUCUUCGUGGGAUUGAUUUGCUGGAUUGGCAUAGUGCAAACCACAUUGUACGUUUACUUCCGUGUGACAGGAUCGACGAUAGCUAGAAGAUUUCAAAUCGAUCCUUAUUUAAUGGAUUGGAUUCUUGUUAUAGCAGAAUUAACGCCUUUCAUCCUUGGAUUACUAGUAGCGUAUUGGGGAGAUAGAAUACACAGAGCUUCAUGGAUAGGAGGUUUAACCCUUUUACAGAGCGCCUCGUACUUUAUUUUGAUGAUACCUCAUUUCACACAUCGCGUUCGUGUGAUUGAAGAAACGCAAAAUGUCACUCACAUGUCAUUAUAUGCCGAUGAUAGCCCAGAAUUAUGUACUUCCGGAUUAUCCCGGGUCAUCAUAGAAGAAGAUGAACCUUGCUAUCUUGUUAUAGUCAUCCUGAUUACGGUGUCGAUUAUAACUGGUGCAGCAAAUAUAUCAUAUUAUGCCUUGGGAAUUUCCUAUUUGGACGAUAAUACAAAAAUGAAGCACGUGACUGCUUUUAAAGGUAUAAUUAUCGCUGUAAAAAUCUUCGGAAUAGUUUUCGGAUACUUUUUGGGCUGGGGAUGUCUUCGGGUAGAUGCGGAAAAUUUUGAGAUGAUAAAAUCAUAUCAGGAUCAAAUCGGAGCAUGGUGGCUUGGAUUUCCGAUUUUAUCUACAUUAUUGGUGAUUCCUGGUUUGAUGCUCUCAUGGUUUCCUCGAAGAUUACCCUCAGUGGUAAUUAAUUGGCAUUAUUCUAUUUUAGGUUGUCGAGCAAGUAAUCGAGCACCUCACCGAACGAGCACUCAGAAAGUGGGUAGUCCUGAAUUUUGGCCGUCAUUCUGCAGAUUAGUUACUAAUAAAAUUCUAAUGUGCAACAUCUUGGCGAUGAUAUUCUGUGCGAUAGCGGUAAUCAAUUUUAUAAUGCACGAAGAUAUUUUCUUGGAAUCCAGAUUUCAUAUGCCAAGGCCGACAGGAAUGCUUCUUGGAUUUAACGAUCCUCUACGAUCUAGAUUAGUCAUGAGUAUUAUGAAACCUGUUCUUAUUGGCUUGAUCAUAAUCAUCAGUGGUUUAGUGUUAGCCAAAGCGAAGCCACGGCCAAAGUUUAUUAUUAGUUACAGUCUUGUCAUCAUACUUUUAACAAUAGCGAUUAUCGUCUCGCUGAUCUUCGUCACUUGCGACAGACCAUCCAUCGUCGGUUUGGACAAAGGAUCCAAUGGAUUGUUGAAAUAUUGCAACAAGAAUUGUCGUUGCUCAAAAGAUUCCGAUUUUCGACCGAUUUGCGACAGCUUGGGAAAAUUUACGUAUUAUAGUCCUUGUUAUGCUGGCUGCACCACAAUUAUUUAUGUCGACGACGUCAAGAUUUACAGUGGUUGUAAAUGUGUGGAAGAAAUGACAGGAUGGGGUAAUGAUCAAGCGAAAGAAGGUCCGUGCGAGUCGAUUAAAUGCCAGGCUGGUUGGAUGCUUUUCGAAUUUGGAACUUUGUUGGCGUAUGCGCUAGUCGCUUCCACUUUGGUAGGAGAUUUAUUGAUCAAUAUGAGAUCCGUCUACAAGCAAGACAAAGCCAUCAGCAUAGGUUUUUCGAUGACGUGGAUCGCGAUUUUCGUUUAUGUUCCCGGAAAGAUUCUCUAUGAAUUCGUUUCACGUGAGGCCUGCCAAUAUUGGGGCAAUCAAAGAGCAAUCUGUCAUUUAUAUGGCGAGAAACUCGGCGACUAUUUGUGCUACUUGACGAUCCUAUUCUUGUCUCUCUGUUUUUUGUCUAAGAUUAUCCUUUGGUUCCUUUGUAAAAAUUUACAGCUCUACGAGGAAGUUGAAAAGAAAGAGAACCAAGAAAAUACGGUGCUGCAAGAAUUAAUCGAGCAAUCACCAACAACUGAACAACAGGAAACAAUACAAGAAACAAGAAAUAAUAAUAAUGCAACAAGACAAGUGGAUGUGGUUAUCGAGCCCGAAUCAAGGAUACCACCAGAAACAAACGUGCCGGAAGAUAAUUCGCCGAAGAAGGAAGAGAAAAUACAAAGGAACGUACCUCUAAAGUAUGGUCCCUUGGGCCCAGGCGAUCGCCGAUCAACGGGCUCGAAUCCUUCAACGACUCGCAAUUCGACGAUUCGUAAUCUCGAUUCCGAGGACGAGCUGGACAGUUCGAGCGACGAAAGUAAGAAACCAUCGAGUCCGCGGGUCGCUUACGCUCCGCUGGUACUCGAUUCCGACGUCGAGAGCGAUCUCAGCAGCAUCGGACCGAGAUCGAGGAGACGCAUUUCGAGCAAGGAUUACGACGAGAACGAUCAACAUUCGUCCAAAAAUUCGUCCAUAAGACGCUGGUUCCCGAAUCCCGAUCAUUACGAGGAUCCGUUACGGGCCAGGAAUUCCAAAUUCAGAAAGUCGAGCAGUUAUCAGGACGGCUCCUCGAAAACAGGUAGCUUCGAGUUCUCGAAGAAGGGUCAAGAGAGCAACGUGUCCAAACAGGGCGACUUCAACGAAGUUGGCAUACCGAUAGCGGAUCCAUUUCCGGAAGGAAAGGGCAACUCGGGCGACACGAUGCACUCGAAGGACGUCAAGUCGUUGAUCGACCGAUAUGAGCAGAACGUGAGUCAGGAAACUCUGAAUGAAGAUCGGUUAUCGGUGAAGUCGGAGGACGCGAGGAGUCGACCGGAGAACAAGAUGGGCAUACCGUUAGUAGCUAUGGUUCCCAGCAGGUCGUCUUCCUCUCGAGGACAAUCUUCUUCGGUCUUCAGCAGUUUGCCGGAUGUGCUGGACAAGAAUUCCGACCAGCGUAUGGAGAGACGCGCGACUCCCAGCCCGAAAAGUUCCACCAAGGGAAGCAAACCAAUAUUUCAGACCGACCUGUGAAAUUACGCGUGACUUACGCCAGGAUAAUGCGUGACACACAUGACACUGACGUGCAAUUCUGCGAAUAUUUGUGAACAAACAUGAAUAAUCUAUUAAUAGAAGAAUAGAUAACAGAAGAUUAAUAUAUUACUAUGCGAUAUAUAGAUAUAAGUUUAUAUAUAUGUGAGCAAAAUGAGAACAUUCUAACGAUUCGGGGAACAACAAAGACAUAUAUAAUAUUGUCUUUGGCAUUUAUCAUAUUUAAAAUAUAGAAAACACUUGAUUCUACUUAAUACUUAAAUAGGUAAAAUAUAGCAUAAACAAAUGUGUUCUUUCUUUAAUUAUUGAAUAUUAAUUGUAAGCCAUUGUAAUUAUCAUAUGUAUGUAGAAUUGACAUUUUGCAAUUGAUAAACU
Molecule: messenger RNA, 3604 nt
Organism: Camponotus floridanus (Florida carpenter ant)
Lineage: Eukaryota; Metazoa; Arthropoda; Insecta; Hymenoptera; Formicidae
Product: solute carrier organic anion transporter family member 2A1
Exons: 10
Coding region: 227-3211 (994 amino acids)
Biological process (GO): transmembrane transport; sodium-independent organic anion transport
Cellular component (GO): membrane
Molecular function (GO): protein binding
Source: RefSeq, a predicted model, not a curated record